AUGGACACACCUGAAGAAGCAGCAUAUUUUGGACAAGGAUAUACAUCUAAUGAGCUGAGGAUUGUGCUGUUGGGUAAGACUGGAGCAGGAAAGAGUGCAACAGGAAACACCAUCCUUGGCAGAAAGGCCUUUAAAGCACGAUUCUCCCCAGAGUCAGUAACCCAGAAGUGUGAAAUGCAGUUAGGAGAUUGUGGAGGCAGAAGCAUUGCUGUGAUUGACACCCCAGGUAUCUUUGACACAUCAAUGACUGAAGAGGAGUUGAAAAUGAAAAUAGAGGAAUGUGUCCGCUUAUCUGUCCCAGGACCACAUGUGUUUCUGCUGGUCAUCAGGCUGGGGAGAUACACACAGGAGGAAAGGGCCUCUGUGGAGUGGAUCAAGAGGAAUUUUGGAGUGAAGGCAGCAAAGUACACAAUGCUGCUGUUUACAGGCGGAGACGAGCUGGAAACACCGGUGGAGGAGUUUCUCUUACAAAGCAAAGGGCUUUGGAGACUCAUGUGCGACUUUGAUUUUCAUGUCUUCAACAACAAAGUGGAGACAGAGUCCAGCCAAGUUUCAGAGCUGCUGGAGAAGAUAGAGGCAAUGGUAAAGGAAAAUGGAGGACAAUGUUACACCAAUGAGAUGUACCAGGAAGCUCAGAAAAAGAUGAGGGAAGCAGAAGCCAGGCAGAGGGAGAAAGAAUGGAAGAGAGUGAAAAGAGAAGAAGAAAGAAAGAGAGACAAGAAACGGUUGAUCCAGAUCCUUCUGCCUCCACCUAUGAAGGCAACCAGAGGUAGCCCCACCCCUCGAGGGACCGUCAGCUGCAUGAUGUCGUAG
Megalops cyprinoides (Indo-Pacific tarpon) is the source of this 813-nucleotide messenger RNA. Its product is annotated as GTPase IMAP family member 4-like. Gene Ontology annotation, molecular function: GTP binding. Bases 1 to 813 code for a protein of 270 amino acids. The transcript has 3 exons. The record is from RefSeq and is a predicted model, not a curated record. NCBI's taxonomy places the organism in Eukaryota, Metazoa, Chordata, Actinopteri, Elopiformes, Megalopidae.